GCAUAACCUUAACGGAUGGUUCGUAUGAAGUGAUUAAAUCGCCAACAGGAAGUAAAAUGGAAGAUUCCACCAAUCUUUAUCUAGGGAAAUCAAAGAAGGGGGUGUACUGCACUUUGAUUUAUAAUGAUACCUGGGGGGGACUUCAGAUUUGGUUGCUUACUGAAUCAUGUGGUAAGUGGGAGUGGGUGCUAAAGAAUGGCAUCAACUUCGCGGCAGCGGUGGCAAAAUUUUCUUGGUUUUCUCGUGAUGAAAACCAAGGACCGUGGAUCCUACAGAAAGGUGAUUGUGAUGAAAAUGUUAAGGAAGCACCAGUGCAAGAUAACUAUGAAUGGGACUUCGACAAUGGUAUUAUCCUUGCGGCUGAAGAUAAGGUUGAAUCUGACGAUAUGAAUUUAGGAGUGCUUUAUUUCCUUGGAUUUCAUCCAUACAAAGAGAUUGUCUUCCUACGAACACAAGCGAGAGUAGUUGCUUAUGAUUUCAGUAGAUUGAAAGUACAAGACUUGGGCCAGUUACGUGUACAGUGUGUAGGAAGUGUUUUCCCCUACACACCAUGUUGGACGGGAGAUAUAUCUGAAAAGAAUUAACUGUGCAGAGAGUCAAUAUAUACGGGGUGUUUCUUUUGAAGGAAAUGUUUUUUUUAAGGAAUACCGGGGUGUAGGGUGUGUUUUAAAUGAGUUGUUACAUGUAUAUGUUCAUGAAUGCUUAAAGAAGAUAAUUGUAACAGUCUACUCCGAUCUUGAUUCCAUUUCUUUCGUGCGUGUUUUUUUAUGGAAUGUGCAUUAGAAUAUAUUGAAUGGUUUUACCAAGCAUAUGCGAACAAUCGGCCGCGGAUAUGCUAGCUUGUACUUGUUGCUCCCAAACAAAUAAUGAAUUAUGAAAGGACC
This is a messenger RNA of Triticum aestivum (bread wheat), 884 nucleotides long. RefSeq lists its product as uncharacterized. NCBI's taxonomy places the organism in Eukaryota, Viridiplantae, Streptophyta, Magnoliopsida, Poales, Poaceae. The record is from RefSeq and is a predicted model, not a curated record.